AUGGUUGAAAGGCUGACGCCCAUUUUGAAGAAGAAUGACACAAAAAUGCAGAUUGCACAAGAGGUAGGACUCAAGUUGGUGGUCACUCUCCGCUACCUGGCAAGUGGGAACGACUAUACAAGUCUCCAAUACAGCUUCAGAGUCUCCAAGAGUUCCAUAUGCUUGUUUAUCUCAUUAGUCUGCCAAGCCAUUAUCGACACAUACAUACCAGAAGUGAUGAAGUGCCCCAAGACAGCAGAAGAAUGGAACGACAUAGCAAAACGAUUCGCCUCAAAGUGGAACUACUUCAAUUGUGUGGGAGCCCUGGAUGGGAAGCAUGUCGCAAUCAAGAAACCCAAAGGUGGAGGAUCACUGUCCUUCAAUUACAAGAAGUUCCACAGCAUCAUCCCCAUGGCUCUCUCUGAUGCAAAAUACAGGUUCCUGUUCGUCGACGUCGGUGCAGAAGGAGGUGCUGGGGAUGGGGGAACCUGGCAGAAGUGCUACCUGGCCAGGGCGAUCACAUACAAUCGAGCAGGACUCCCACAAUACAGAAAUCUGCCCAACGAUGACUAA
Molecule: messenger RNA, 552 nt
Organism: Macrobrachium nipponense
Lineage: Eukaryota; Metazoa; Arthropoda; Malacostraca; Decapoda; Palaemonidae
Product: putative nuclease HARBI1
Exons: 1
Coding region: 1-552 (183 amino acids)
Source: RefSeq, a predicted model, not a curated record